UUUCUCUUUCGAUUUCUCCCGCCCUUCGCACUACUUUGCCCGGGAUUUUCCAGCCCGCGGCUUGCAUUCUUCCAACCAGACCGGGGCUCUUCGAGAGACGAGAGAGGCGGAAAAAGACGGGAUUGGCCUUUCGCCUCCGCCAAUCAUCGCCCUAACGACCCAGAAGUUCACCCAGCGGGGAAUGUAACUCAAGAGCUCGGGAAGCGCCCGCGGGGGACACUUUUCCCGGGAGAAGCCAAAGUGGCUGCUGCCUUUCGUCGCCUCUGCGAUUCGCCCACCUUGCUCUUAGGGAUGAGGGGGCUGCUCCGAGGCUCCGUUUCCACCUGCGGGGUGAUCCUGACCGUCGCCAUCCUGUACUGCUGCGCUAACAGAGCAGCUGCUUCAGAUAACAAUCUUUUCACCAUCCGGCAUGAAAAUUCUAAUAAGUGCAUCCAAGUUAAAAGCCAGCACCUAAUAUUAGGAAAUUGUGAGGAGACAGACGAGAGCUUAUGGACCUGGGUCUCUCAACAUCGCCUUUUUAAUUUGGGAUCCCAAAAAUGCCUUGGACUAGAGACUGUAAAGUCUACAAGUACCUUAAAAAUGUUUGCUUGUGACUCGGAGCUCAAUCUGUGGUGGCGCUGUGUUGGUGAUUCCAUCCUCUCCACAUCUCAGAAUAAACUAGCAUUAAAGAAUGGAAUCCUCACCGCAAGCCUAAACUCUUCUGAUGCUUGGAGAAGAAGCAAUUCCAGCGAUACGAUUUGUAAAUUUCCAUAUAGUGAAAGUUAUACCAGGGAUGGGAAUGCCUAUGGAAAACCUUGUGAAUUUCCUUUCCUACAUAAUAAUACAUGGUAUCAUGAUUGCAUUUACAAAUAUCCAGGAGGUAAAUGGUGUUCCAUAACCACUUACUUCAAUCAAGAUGAACAAUGGGGCUUCUGCUUAAAAAGAGAGGAUGGCUGUCAGAAUACAUGGGAACAGUUUAAAGAUUCUGGAAAUUGUUAUCAGUUAAACACACAGGCUGCCCUUUCUUGGAAAGCAGCAUACCUCUCAUGUAAGAAGCAAGGGAGUGAUUUGGUCAGCAUCACAAGUGCAUCGGAGUUAAAUUAUAUCAGAGCUAAAGAUGGUAUUGCAGAAAUAUUUUGGAUUGGAUUAAAUCAGUUGGACGUUUCUGGAGGCUGGCAUUGGUCAGAUCAUAAUCCAUUGAACUUCGUGAGCUGGAAUUCAGAAAUGCAGGAUGUAUCUCCAUUAGAGGGAAAUGAUUGUGCAGCUAUGAAUGCUGACACAGGUGAUUGGAAGAGUUAUCCCUGUGACACUCCACUUCCUUAUGUCUGCAAGAAACAAGUUAAUGACAGUCAACUGGAUUUCCCAGAUAUUCAGAACAAUGUUGAGACUCAGUGUGAAUCUGGCUGGUAUGCGAACAAUGGAUUUUGCUACAUGCUAAAGAACAACAUUGCUUCGUGGAAUGAUUCCUAUCAGUUAUGCAAUGAACUCAAUAGUAGCCUGAUCAGUAUACAUUCCUUAGCAGAUGUUGAAUUAGUCAUUACAAAACUCCAUAAUGAUACAAAAGACAAAAUAUGGAUAGGAUUAAUUAAUAAAGAGAUUCCAGCCUUUUUUAAGUGGUCAGAUGAUUCCAAAGUAAUAUUUACAUACUGGGAUCAGAAUGAGCCAAGGGUUUCCUUCAAAAGCCUUCCGAACUGUGUCUCCUAUUCUGGAAAGUUUGGCCUAUGGAACAUCCUACCUUGUAACAAUAAGCUUAAGUUUGUGUGUAUGAAAAAAGGAAAAGUUUUAGAGGAACGAAAAUCUGAUAAAGCUUGUUCCCCAAGUAAGGAAUGGAAGAAACAUGGAGAUUAUUGCUAUAGGAUUGACAAGAAUGAAGUCUUUUUUGGAAGUGUGUGCAAUCUUACUAUAGCAAACAGAUUUGAACAAGAAUUUAUAAAUAAUUUAAUCACAAUGCAUAAUAAACUUGAAGAAAAAUAUUUCUGGACUGGCUUGCAAGAUAUCAGCUCAUCAGGAGAGUAUAGAUGGGGAAGUGUGGAUAGAAAUAAUGAACUACUAACAUACACAAAUUGGGGUUUCUUUCAACCAGGAUUCCAUGGAGGAUGUGUGGCAAUGUCAAAUGGAAGAUAUCUUGGAAAGUGGGAAGUCAAGGAUUGCCAAACAUUUAAAGCUUAUUCUAUUUGCAAGAAAUACAUUGGACCAAAGAGAGAAACAGAGAUAAUGCCGAAAAUCACUGACCCUUGCCCACAAGGGUGGUCAAGGGGUUCAGGUCUUUCUUGUUACAAGUUUUUUCAUAAGGAAAGAGUGCUGAGAACCAGAACUUGGGAAGAAGCUGAGAGAUUCUGUGAAGCUCUUGGAGGACAUCUUCCUAGUUUCAGCAACUCAGAAGAAAUUAAGGAACUCCAUACAAUACUGAGGGAGAUCAUCAGUGAUGACAGAUGGGUCUGGAUUGGGCUAAAUAAGAGGAAUCCUGAUCUUCUGGAUUCAUGGCAAUGGAGUGACAAUAAGCCGGUCUCUUCUGUUGUUAUGCCUCUGGAAUUUAGAGAAGAUGACUAUGAUCUUCGAGAUUGCGCAGCUGUCAAGACCCUCGGACGAAGACGUCGGCCGCUGUAUCAUAUGUACCUAUUUGAAGAUAGAGAAGAGGAUUUCUACUUAAAACCUUUCCAUUGUGAUGUACAACUUGAAUGGGUAUGCCAGAUCCCUAAAGGUAGUACUCCAAAGAGACCUGAAUGGUACAAACCAGAUGAAGAAGGAAUUCAUGGGCCAACACUGAAUAUUGAUGGGUCAGAAUUCUGGUUCGUGGCCAAUAAGCAUCUGAGCUAUCAAGAAGCUUCCUUGUAUUGUUAUGAGAAUGGAAGUGAUUUGGCUUAUGUGACCUCCUUCACUGCUCUGAAUGGCAUUCUAAACACAAUUUUAAAAUUAUCGGACGAGAAUCAGAACUGGUGGUUCAAAUACAAAAUUCCAGCAAUUCACUAUCGUUUGCCGUCAGAUACCGAAAUGGAUGGAAGACAUUAUCACUGGACAGAUGAAAAACACAUUAGUUUCAGUCGUUGGUCUGAAGAAGGCAAAGAUUUGCUUGGUGACUGUGUGUAUUUGGACACAGAUGGAUUUUGGAAAACAUCUGAAUGUUAUACAGAAAAACCAGGGGCAGUUUGUUACUUACCCGGAAAUGAUACUGAAACCCAAGAAGCAUAUCCUGAAUCAAUUAAAUGCCCACACCAGGUUAAGAAUAUGCCAUGGAUAGCAUAUCAAAACAGUUGUUACACAUUUUUAAUACCACAAAAUAGAUGGAGAGGAUUGAAAGCAGUUGAAGCUAACAAUUUAUGCAUGAAAAUGAAUUCAAACGCAUCUCUUUUGAGUAUCAGGGAUGAAGAUGAAAAUGAUUUUAUUCUUGAACAGUUUCAGUCUUAUAGUGGUCUUGUUCAGUGGAUGUGGUUGGGUUUGAUUUAUGACACUGAUGGUAACCUUCUGAAGUGGUAUGAUGACACAUACGUGUCCUACAACAACUGGAGAAAUGGGCGGCCUAACAUCAAGAGUAACUUCUUUCUUGCUGGUGUUAACAUGGAUGGCUUCUGGGACAUUUACGAUCAUUCGCAUAAUAACUGGUUAUAUUGGCAAUUUGGUUUUCACAGCCUCCUGGUCUGCAAGCUAGACCUGGAGACCAAAAUCAGCCAACCUCCGCUUCCUACAAAGCUGCCCUACAAAAACAAUGUUUACUGGAUUCUUCGGCAACAGCUCAAUUGGUAUGAUGCAUGGAAAGAAUGCAAACAGAAAGGAAGUGAUUUAGCCAGCGUUCACAGUAUUUCCGAACAAGUUUUUUUGGAAGAUAUUGUAAAGCGUGAUGGAUUUCCAUUGUGGAUUGGUUUAUCUAAUCAUAAUGGAAAUGAUUCUGAUUUUGAGUGGUCUGAUGGAAGCCAGUUUGAAUACCAGCCUUGGGAAUAUCAGCAUUCUCAUACUUUUGGAAAUUGUUUUGCUAUGGACACUAAAGGAAUUUGGAAUCGCAGGAAAUGCACCUCUCAAGGCGAUGGUGCUAUCUGCUACUUUUCUUCAAAUAAAGUGCAAUUAAAGCAAACCGAAACAUCAUCAAAGUGUCCAGACUCUCCUAAUGAAGCAUCACAAUGGCUACACUACAAAGAUUAUUGCUAUGCAUUUGAUAUGGCAUUUUAUAAUUAUUCCAUAUAUACUGGAACCACAGCUAGGAAAAUUUGCAAGAAACUUAAUCCUUCUGCAGAUGUUCUGACUAUCAAGGAUGAAGAGGAAAAUACGUUUGUGAGCACACACUUGAAAGAAUAUUAUUUUAUUACUGGAAAAGUAUGGCUUGGAAUACAAUUUAAUGAUAAGUCCUUGAACUGGCUUGAUGGCUCUGAGGUUAAAUAUACAAAUUGGGUCAAUGAAACUGAAAAGGCUAAUGGUCAGUGCAGUGUUAUCUUUUCAACCAAUGGAACAUGGUCCAAAGCAGACUGCAACAAUGAACAAAGCAGAGUUGUUUGCAAAAUUCCUCAAGUCUCUCAUCAUUCAAGAGGGGCAAUAGCAUUUGGUGUUAUAUUUGUUAUCGCCCUUCUUGUUGGAUUAGGAUACGUCCUGUAUAGAAAGAUGCAACUACACUCAAUUGGAUUGGCUUCUGUUCGCUAUGAGAGGGGAAUGUAUGAUGAUGAAACUGACACCAUGUUUUCUAGAAAUGACGACUAAUAACCAUUUUCUGCUUGGCGUACUGAAACCAAUUUUCAAAUCAGCUCCUGAACAUCUUCCAAAGAUGCUAUUGACUUCCAUUCUUGGGGUUUGUUGACACCUUCCCUUUUUUUCAAGUUUGUGGGGGGAGGGGAUCCUUAACCACAUUCAAACUUUGCACUUUUUGUGACCUGAGAUUUGCACGUGACUUGAAGUAUGGUGCAUGGAACGAUUCUGAUAUCCUGUACCAUUUACCCAAAUGAAGUAAGAUAGCAGAGGGCCAGAGAAUUACUUGAAAUAUAACUUAUUGAAAAUAAAGUAUGUUGAUAGCUUAUGGUGUUAAAAAUAUUAUAUUUUCAAAGUUAAAGAUUACUUUGAGUCAAGUUAAACUUUUGGCAACAGAAUGAGGAGACCUGGGAUUUCUCAUCCAAGCAUGAGCAGGUCCAAACUUGCUUACCAUUUCUGAAGUCAACCAAGGUUAGUGAGAUAUUGCCAUCUGCUCUGAUCCUUUUUAUUAUCCUUCAGAUCUUUUGGGGCCAUUCUGAUUUUCAAUAAAAGCUCUCAAAGAUUCCUUCCAUCUUUAAAACAAAUGUAUUAAGAAUUACAGUAUAUUAAACAGAUAAAACUACAGAGAAACAUAUACGUACAUACAUUCAUUAUUAUAUUCCUCUCAAAACAAAAUAGUAAAAAAAGGAAAUUUCUCCUUUCAUACCCAAUAAGCUUAUUCAGAUUGACAAUUUAUUGCUGUCUUUUAAAUUACAACCAGAUAUCUCUUUAUUCCAUACCUCACCCCAUUUUCUAUAAACUCAUUUUUAAAUUUUCAGCUUCCAUUCCCCAACAAAGGUCCAGUAAAAUUAACAAAAAUACCCAAGGACAUAAGUAUAUAAUCCCUCUUUCUAUUUAGCCUAAAUCCCUCUCUUGAGCAUUACAAAGAUAAGAAUAAUAAGAUUGAAAGCUAUUGAACUUUUAUCACAAAUAACAAAUCCUAAUUUAGAUUUCCAAAAAUGGCAAUGUAAAUAUUACAAUAUUUAGUUCGUUUACAAACAAUUAGCAUCACCAAAAAUAGCAACUUGAUAUUUAAUCAUAGACAAAUAAACCAAUUUUGUAUUUUUUUCCUUUUUCCUCCCAGUCAUCUUUGAAUCCGAUAAAUAAAGUUCUAACUCCUGUUUUCCUGUAGUCUCUUUGCCUCUUCUUUUGAAGUUAUUAUAGUCCAUUUGUAUUUUCCAUGAAGUGAUUUGAGCGACUGUUCUGUAUUUCAAUUUAAAAAGACAGUCCAUAUCAUUUUGAAUGUAUUUUUGUAUGAAAGAUUUUUUUAUUUUUUAAAUGAUCAUCCAAAUUCAUUUGUAAAUUCAAUAUUUCCAACUCUCUCCGUCCUUCUCUCUCUCCGCCUCUGAGUUGUAAUUUUCAGAUCCACCUUAAACUCCUUUUCAGCUGUCUUUAAAAGAGUUCAUCUUCGCUAACAUUUUUUCCAGGAAAGAAUUAAAGCAGCUCAAGCAUUUCAGAGCCUAUAGAUUAAAAAAAAACAACCUCAGUUUAAAAUAGCCAUCAUGUACUUGUUUUGCUUUAAAAUGUAAACAAAUCAGAUUUUUCCCCACAUGAGGUCUUUCUACUUAGUUUUGAAAUCUUUCUUUCUUAAAUCAAUUUGAAGCCUUGGCCAUUAAAACUGUUUCAAAAUAACUCUAAAAUCAGUCCUUCAG
Molecule: messenger RNA, 6338 nt
Organism: Notechis scutatus (mainland tiger snake)
Lineage: Eukaryota; Metazoa; Chordata; Lepidosauria; Squamata; Elapidae
Source: RefSeq, a predicted model, not a curated record